Molecule: messenger RNA, 5293 nt
Organism: Myotis myotis
Lineage: Eukaryota; Metazoa; Chordata; Mammalia; Chiroptera; Vespertilionidae
Gene: NLGN2
Product: neuroligin 2
Exons: 8
Coding region: 885-3341 (818 amino acids)
Biological process (GO): neuron cell-cell adhesion; chemical synaptic transmission; synaptic vesicle endocytosis
Cellular component (GO): cell surface; postsynaptic specialization membrane; synapse
Molecular function (GO): signaling receptor activity; neurexin family protein binding
Source: RefSeq, a predicted model, not a curated record
CACCCCACCGCCACCAGCCGCGAGAGCCCCGAGGAUGGGAGAUCUGGGUGGAUGUCUCCAUCCUGCCCCGAUCCGCUUCGUCCAUGCGUCGGAGCAGUGCUGACCCCCGCCCCGGGGUUCCAGACUCCACUCCCGCCUUCCUCUGACUCCCCGGACCUCCCACUCCCGCCCGCCCUCGGGAUCGACUAGAUCCCUCCCUCUCCCCGAGGAUUCCGGCUGGAUCUCUGCCCCUGCACCGCGGAUCCUGCUCUCCCGGGCUUCGGGCCCCUGGGGAUUGCGGUGGACUCCUCCUCCCGCACCCGAUUCCUUAGGAUCCUCCGCCUGUACCACCUCCUGGCCCCUCGAAGCCGGCCCACGGAGCCAGUGGAUCCUCAUUCCAGUCUUGUCCCGUAGUCUCCUCCUCACUCCACUGGCCCCACUGCGGGGUUCCCUGUUCUCGGGUUCCUCCUGACCCCCUCCCUUCCCCUCCCCGGGGAUCGACUGGAUCCCGGCCCCGCCCCCUGGGGCUGGGGCGAUCCCCCUCCCCCGCUGGGUGAGGCGCUGCGGGCGGGGGCUGGGCCUGCGGGACCGCGGGGGCUCAGAGGCCGCCGCCCCCUCCUCGGAGCCCUGGAUGGAGGCACCACGGCCCCAGGGCUGAGCCAGGUCCAGCCUGCAUUCACCUUCUCCCACUUCCUUCCCCUUCCCUAUCCCUUGCCCCCUCCAUGGAAAGGAACAGACCCCUUCUCUGUCCGGUCUAACCCAGGUCCCUUUCCACUCCCCUUCUCCCUCCUUUCCCACCCCCUCCUCCCUCCUGGGGCGAGGGGGGGCCUCCCUCCCUCUCCCCCCCCUUCUCUCUCUCUCCGAGGGGGGGGUCCCGGGGAGGGAGGGGGGGUCCCCCUAUCAGCAUGUGGCUCCUGGCGCUGUGGCUGGUGGGGCUGGUGGGGGCUCAACGCGGGGGAGGGGGUCCCGGAGGUGGUUCCCCAGGUGGCCCUGGCCUGGGCCUCAGCAGCCUCGGGGAGGAGCGCUUCCCAGUGGUGAACACGGCCUACGGGCGAGUGCGUGGUGUGCGACGUGAGCUCAACAACGAGAUCCUGGGCCCAGUGGUGCAGUUCUUGGGCGUGCCCUACGCCACCCCACCCCUGGGCGCCCGUCGCUUCCAGCCGCCAGAGGCCCCAGCCUCGUGGCCUGGCGUGCGCAACGCCACCACCCUGCCACCCGCCUGCCCGCAGAACCUGCACGGGGCGCUGCCCGCGAUCAUGCUGCCUGUGUGGUUCACGGACAACUUGGAGGCAGCCGCCACCUACGUGCAGAACCAGAGCGAGGACUGCCUGUACCUCAACCUCUACGUGCCCACCGAGGACGAUAUCCGGGACUCGGGGAAGAAGCCUGUGAUGCUGUUUCUGCACAGCGGCUCCUACAUGGAGGGCACCGGGAACAUGUUCGAUGGCUCUGUCCUGGCCGCCUAUGGCAACGUCAUUGUAGCCACGCUCAACUACCGGCUUGGGGUGCUCGGUUUCCUCAGCACUGGGGACCAGGCUGCAAAAGGCAACUACGGACUCCUGGACCAGAUCCAGGCCCUGCGCUGGCUCAGUGAGAACAUCGCCCACUUUGGGGGCGACCCCAAGCGCAUCACCAUCUUUGGGUCUGGCGCAGGCGCAUCCUGUGUCAACCUUCUGAUCCUCUCCCACCAUUCGGAAGGGUUAUUCCAGAAGGCCAUCGCCCAGAGUGGCACUGCCAUUUCCAGCUGGUCUGUCAACUAUCAGCCGCUCAAAUAUACGCGGCUGCUGGCGGCCAAGGUGGGCUGUGACCGGGAGGACAGCGCUGAAGCUGUGGAGUGUCUGCGCCGGAAGCCUUCCCGGGAGCUGGUGGACCAGGACGUGCAGCCCGCCCGCUACCAUAUCGCCUUCGGGCCCGUGGUGGACGGCGACGUCGUCCCUGAUGACCCUGAGAUCCUCAUGCAGCAGGGAGAAUUCCUAAAUUACGACAUGCUCAUCGGCGUCAACCAAGGAGAGGGCCUCAAGUUCGUGGAGGACUCAGCAGAGAGCGAGGACGGCGUGUCCGCCAGCGCCUUUGACUUCACAGUCUCCAACUUUGUGGACAACCUGUAUUCCUACCCAGGGGGCAAGGAUGUGCUGCGGGAGACCAUCAAGUUUAUGUACACAGACUGGGCCGACCGGGACAACGGUGAGAUGCGCCGCAAGACCCUGCUGGCACUCUUUACUGAUCACCAGUGGGUGGCACCAGCCGUGGCCACCGCCAAGCUGCAUGCCGACUACCAGUCCCCCGUCUACUUUUACACCUUCUACCACCACUGCCAGGCUGAGGGCCGGCCCGAGUGGGCAGACGCAGCGCACGGGGACGAGCUCCCCUACGUCUUCGGGGUGCCCAUGGUGGGUGCCACCGACCUCUUCCCCUGCAAUUUCUCUAAGAAUGAUGUCAUGCUCAGCGCCGUGGUCAUGACCUACUGGACCAACUUCGCCAAGACUGGCGACCCCAACCAGCCGGUGCCGCAGGACACCAAGUUCAUCCACACCAAGCCCAACCGCUUCGAGGAGGUGGUGUGGAGCAAGUUCAACAGCAAGGAGAAGCAGUACCUGCACAUUGGCUUGAAGCCGCGUGUGCGCGACAACUACCGUGCCAACAAGGUGGCCUUCUGGCUGGAGCUCGUGCCCCACCUGCACAACCUGCACACGGAGAUCUUCACCACCACCACGCGCCUGCCUCCCUACGCCACGCGCUGGCCGCCUCGCCCGCCGCCCGGCGCCCCGGGCACACGCCGGCCCCCCUCACCUGCCACGCUGCCACCUGAGCCCGAGCCCGAGCCAGGCCCCAGGGCCUACGACCGCUUGCCUGGGGACUCCCGGGACUACUCCACAGAGCUGAGCGUCACUGUGGCCGUGGGCGCCUCCCUUCUCUUCCUCAACAUCCUGGCCUUUGCUGCCCUCUACUACAAGCGGGACCGGCGGCAGGAGCUGCGGUGCCGGCGGCUCAGCCCCCCUGGGGGGUCAGGCUCCGGUGUGCCUGGUGGGGGCCCCCUGCUCCCUACCACGGGCCGAGAGCUGCCACCAGAAGAGGAGCUGGUGUCACUGCAGCUGAAACGGGGUGGCGGCGUCGGGGCAGACCCCGCUGAGGCCCUUCGCCCCGCCUGCCCACCCGACUACACCCUGGCCCUGCGCCGGGCACCAGACGAUGUGCCUCUCUUGGCCCCCGGGGCCCUGACCCUGCUGCCCAGUGGCCUGGGACCGCCACCUCCCCCGCCGCCACCCUCCCUCCACCCAUUUGGGCCCUUCCCCCCACCUCCUCCCACCGCUACCAGUCACAACAACACUCUACCCCACCCCCACUCCACUACCCGGGUAUAGGGGACAGCUUGGGGGGGCCUCCUCCCCAGCCCUCCCAUCGGCAGGAAGUGCCACCCGGAAGGCAGGGAGGAGGACCUGCAACAGGCUUUUCUUGUCCCACGUGGAGGGACACGAGGUGGACGUGGGUCUCCUCACCAGGAUGCGUGUGUUCCCAUGCACAGAGGCCCCUUUUCUCUGGACCUGGGCCUUUGAACAACUGGGGGGUGCUCUGUCCCCUCCAUCGGGACCCCAGCCUUCGGGGGGGUGUCCCACGCGGAGGUAUGCUUUCUCACGGGGGGGUAUUUUCCCAUGUGCAGGGUGAGGUUUUUUUUGCCGCCCUGGACACAUGUUGGCCCUCUCAAAGAGUUUCUGCGGGGAUUUGUACCCCAGAAUCAUACUCCCUCAUGCCUUCUCCCGCCUCCUCUCUCCGCCCCCCACCCCGUGGAGACCCUGGAAGUGGUGUGCUCAUGUACAGCGACCCUUGGCCACAGGAUAACACAGGGUGGUUCUGGGAAGCAGUGAGGACCAGCCCCCUUCCCACGCCGCACCCCUCCGCCCUGGGGAAGCAUGUUUUCCCGCCCGUGGCACAAGUCAGCGAAGCAUGGUCUCCUGGGUAGGCCUCGCCUUCCAUAGCCGACAGCCCCUGCAGGGGCGGGAGACCCGGGCAGCCUGUCCGCCCGGGAGCUUGUCCCAUAGGUCCAGGCACACUCUGAGUGGAAACAUGUUCUUGCAUGUGGAUGUGUGUUUUCCCAUGCAGAUGGUCCCUUCUCUCCAGUACCUCCCUGCAUCCCCCAGGCCUCAGGCCCAGCACCGAGUUCCUCCUCACACAGCAGGUGGGAACAGACUUCACACUGGCAGAAGCGGAGGGGGGUGCAUAGACGCUCAGGGGAGAGCUCUGCUCCUCCCUCCCCCAGAGAUGCGGAGUUGGGGGUCAGGGCCGUGGGACCUGCCACCUGUAGAGGCCAUGCAUGUUUGACCAAAGCCCUCACUGGGGUCUGCGGACAGCCUUUCCCUCAGUCCUCAGACCAUUACUCAUCUGUGCCAAACUGGGUCGGUGGGUUUGCCAAGAGCUCCCCAGUCCUGGGCCAGAGUAGGUAGAUGUGGGAGCAGGUGGGAUACAGGAGGGGGAAGUGGCAGCUAUAGGGGUCCUACCUGUGUCUCUCGUCUCCUCAUCCCCCUGUGCCUCCGUUCCCUUUUCCCACGCCUCUUUCUCCCUCUUAGGAGCCAUCCCUGUGUCUGUGUCAGACCAGCCCCUCCCCUCAGCUGCCCAUUCCCUGUCUGUGACCUGCCCCCUCUGCCCUCAGCUGCCAGGGCUGAAGGAAAGGGGACAUGGAGGGGGAAGGGAGGAGAGCCAGGGGGGAAGGCUUCAUGGUUGGGGAGAGAAUGAGGUCAGCUCACUGAGAAGCAGGUGGAGGGGGCAAUGGGGCCAGGUCUUGGUCAGACACCAGCCGGAAGAAUGUGAAAGGAUGUGUAAGGUGACCGCCCAGAGGGGACCUGAGCCUACAGGGAAAGGAGCCUGUCGGGAGGAGAGAAUCCUUGUCCGCUGGCCUUUUGUGGGUUGUUAGUGCCAAACUUGAGUUGGGGCUGGGGUGCUGUCUUCCGCUGACAUCGGAUCCGGAAUCCCUGGUCUUGGCUCCCCAGAACUUUGCCCCUUGACCGUCCCUCCUCCCACUUCCACCCAUGGGACCUUCUUUUCCCACCCCUCUCCUGCCUGGUCUAGUUCCUUUCCAAACAGCCAUGCCCUCUAAAUGCCAGGGCCCUGGGCCCUGAACCCUACAGACAGAUGUCUCACAAAUUGGGGCAUGGGAGAGGGGCUGGGGGACCCCAUGAUUCAGCCACGGACUCCAAUGCCCAAUCCCUCUCCCCAGAACAGUUCCCUGACAACCCCAUGUCUCUGCCCUUCGCAGCUCUGUACACAUUUUUAAACCUGGCAAAAGAUGAAGAGAAUAUUGUAAAUAUAAAGUUUAACUGUU